CCGGCUGCGGGGGCGGGGAACGGGCGGCUGAAGCGAGGCUGGCGCGCCUUGGAGUGGUACUGCUGGUGAGAGGUGGCUACCGCCCCAGCGGUGAGGUGCGAGGCAAAGUGCGCGACGGCUGACUCCAGGAGCGGAGGCGGCCCAAAAUGUCCACUGAACGGACUUCUUGGACAAGUUUGUCCACUAUUCAAAAAAUAGCACUGGGCCUUGGGAUCCCUGCCAGUGCAACAAUUGCCUAUAUCCUAUACCGCAGAUAUAGGGAAAGCAGAGAAGAACGGCUGACAUUUGUUGGGGAAGAUGACAUCGAGAUAGAGAUGCGAGUCCCCCAGGAGGCUGUAAAGCUCAUCAUUGGCCGGCAAGGAGCCAAUAUUAAACAACUAAGAAAGAAGACAGGUGCUCGGAUCGAUGUGGACACGGAGGAUAUAGGAGAUGAGCGGGUGCUGCUUAUCAGUGGUUUUCCUGUUCAGGUGUGCAAGGCCAAAGCAGCGAUUCAUCAGAUCCUGACAGAGAAUACCCCAGUGUCUGAGCAGCUCUCGGUUCCCCAGAGAUCUGUGGGCAGGAUCAUAGGGCGAGGCGGCGAGACAAUUCGUUCUAUCUGUAAGGCCUCAGGAGCCAAAAUCACCUGUGACAAAGAAUCAGAAGGAACAUUGCUACUAUCAAGACUUAUAAAAAUCUCAGGAACGCAGAAGGAAGUGGCAGCAGCUAAGCAUUUGAUACUGGAGAAAGUUUCAGAAGAUGAAGAACUUAGGAAGAGAAUUGCUCAUUCUGCAGAAACCAGAGUUCCACGGAAGCAGCCAAUCAGCGUAAGAAGAGAGGAAGUGACAGAGCCAGGUGGAGCCAGAGAGCCAGCUUUAUGGAAAAACACUGGCACUAGCUUAAAACAGGCUGCACCUCUGGCAGUUCCUCCCCACAAAGGAGAUGGCGACGUGGCUGUUGUAGGACCAGAAGAGGGUUCCUGGGAGAAACCUAAUGAUGACAGCUUUCAGAGGUCUGGUGUCCAGACCAGUCCAGAGAUGUCCAUGUUUGAAAUUCCCAGUCCGGACUUCAGUUUCCAUGCUGAUGAAUUCCUAGAAGUCUAUGUCUCUGCCUCUGAACAUCCUAACCACUUCUGGAUCCAGAUCAUUGGCUCCCGCAGCCUGCAACUGGAUAAGCUUGUCAGUGAGAUGACCCAGCACUACGAAAAUAGUCUGCCUGAAGACUUGACUGUACACGCAGGAGACAUCGUCGCUGCACCUUUACCGACAAAUGGUUCCUGGUAUCGCGCCCGGGUCCUCGGCACCUUGGAGAAUGGGAACCUGGACCUUUACUUUGUUGACUUUGGAGAUAAUGGAGAUUGCCCACUGAAGGAUCUCAGGGUGCUCAGGAGUGACUUUCUAAGCCUUCCGUUUCAAGCAAUAGAGUGUAGUCUGGCACGGAUUGCCCCCUCAGGUGAACAAUGGGAAGAGGAAGCUUUGGAUGAGUUUGACAGACUCACUCACUGUGCUGACUGGAAGCCCCUGGUGGCCAAGAUCUCUAGCUAUGUCCAGUCUGGGAUCUCAACUUGGCCCAAGAUCUAUUUAUAUGAUACCAGCGACGGGAAGAAACUUGAUAUUGGGCUAGAAUUAGUUCGUAAAGGAUACGCAAUUGAGCUUGCAGAAGAUGUGGAAAAAAGCCAAGCUGCCCCAGUGAUGUUAGACGACCUCGCCACAGAAACAGAUGUCUCACUGAGCAUGCUCACUGAGACCAAGAAGAGCCCUGGAGAGAUAGCAAACACCCUGUCCUGCCUCAGUUUAUCAGAAGCUGCUUCUAUGUCUGGUGAUGAUAAUCUUGAAGAUGACUACUUACUCUGAAGUCACCUUCAGUUGCCUCAGCCAUCUACUUUGCUGUUUGGCGUAAGACUUGGUGCCUGGAGAGAAGAGCCUGUAAUAGAGAUCUAUGCAGUUCUUCCUUCGUUAUAUACAUGACCUGGCUUGCUGUGAACCAAAUGCAUUUUCUUCUUGCACUGGACUACCAGAGGGCAUGUGGGGUGGAGGGAGACAGACACAUGCCCCUACUCCACCACCGCCCCGCGUGCCCUGUGCAGUGUGAGGGCUGCCGCACGGCGCUCAGGCUCUCAGGAUCCAGCUUGUUCCCCUCUGCCAGUCAUGAUGCACAGUAUGCUAAGCAAUGUCCUCCUUGAGGCUGGGAAACAGCCAGGGUUUGGUUAUUGGAAGUGAUGAUUCUGCAGACUGACUCACCGCAUCAGGUUGACUCUGGUUAAGGGGAAAUCUUUUGAGUGGUAAACUCAAAGAUUACAGUUAAGUCAGACAGCAAAGGCAAAAAUCAGCAUAAUUAUAUUAAAAGCCUCAGGAAGUAAGAAUACUGCUUCCCAGCCUCAACUGCUGAUGUGUUAUUGGAGACAAGAUUUUUGUAACAGUGCUCUAGCUAUUUCCCAGUAAACUUUGGUUAAAAUACAAGUAGACAAGGAGAAAGGUAACUCAGGAAAUAUUGCUAUAUUGCUGGUAUAGUAUCUAUAUCAAUAUAUGUAUACACAGAGCCACAGAGAACUUGUAGAGCUGUUUAGAUCACUUGGGGUGUUCUUUGCUAAAUAAAGUUCUUAAGAAAGUUAUCUAAAACUAAAUGCUGGUUGAAUCACAGGGUGGAAACAAGCCUAUGGGUACCUUCUGUACUGAAAUCUGGUAAAAUUGCCGAACACCUCACACCACCUAUGAAACAGCUGUCCCUCUCAUGUGCAGAUCAUAUUCUUUCCUUAAAGCGACUUCAGGAUUAAUCAUUCACUAACACUUCACCUAAAAGAGGUAGAUUAGAAUUAUAGAAACCUGGGUUCUAGGACUAGAUCUUUGCUGUGAACUUACAGAGCCUGUUUCCUUACAUAGCAUCUCUCCAUUUCUGACAGUAUUGUAAGGAUCCAGUGAGAACUGUGAAGGUGUUUGAAAGUGGGCGGGAGAAUAACAGUAAAUUAACUUUUUUUUUUUAAGAUCAGCAAGGUAAAGUAGAUUUAAAACUAGUAUAUAAGACACUGAUAUGUGGGACUUUUUAAUCUAGGAGUUAAUGAAGUCUACCCAUCUACUACAUGGCAACUAUAUUUUCCCAGAAACACAAUUUUCAAAUUUUAUUGUCUUAGAAAAACCUCGGUACCAAUUAGCAGAAAGACUUCAGUGAAGGAGCAUCUCUGGGUAGCUUGGGUAGUCCCACAGGAAUCAAUGAAAGCGUGCCGUUGAUUUGAUAUUUCAGACCUUGGCUGCACUUGCUCACUGAAGCAGGCUCGGCCCUGGAAUUGGAGCUACUCUACGACAGGAUCAUGGGGCUAGUCAGUCCCCAGUUUCCUCAGCCUUUACUCUUUUUUAAAAAUUUUAUGUCAUCGAAGUAUAGUUGAUUUACAGUGUUGUGACAAUCUCUGCUGUAUCGCAGAGUAACUCAGUUAUACACAUACAGACAUUCUUUUAUUUCUGUAUUCUUUUCCAUUAUGGUUUAUCCCAGGAUAUUGAGUAUAAUUCCCUGUGCCAUACAGUAGGACCUUACUGUUUAUCAGCCUUUACUCUAAAAAGAGGUCUCCUGAUAUAAAUUGUUCAUAGGACUUCUCUGAAAAAUGAGUGGUAUCUCAUUCUUAGCUACAGUUUGUUACUGUGUAUGAAAGCCUUUUCCUUUAAUAUGGCUUUUAAGACCUCUUAACCCAUCCUGAUGGGUUCCCUAUUCUUAACAACACUACUUUUGCAGCCUCCUGGAAUGUUCCUGCCCUUAAACUAGUGCCACAGGAACCAUGUACCUUCUCUGAUUUCCUUCACUUGUCUCCAGUUUGAACCGAAAUAUAUGGAUAAAAAUAUCCCAGUAAAGCUUAAGUCUUUCUGAAUUCCCUGGUGCUUGGUUCCUGCUUCUGGCAGGUGCUCAGAUGGUUAAAACAAAUGAGGGAAUGGUUUGGGGACAGGGGAAAGGCAAAAGCUUAAAAUCCUCGGGUCCUUCCCCUGUCUUGCUCAGACCCCUUUGAGCUUUUCAGUCA
Messenger RNA from Dama dama (fallow deer), 3976 nucleotides. It is a transcript of the gene TDRKH, whose product is annotated as tudor and KH domain containing. The coding region runs from base 147 to 1829 and encodes 560 amino acids. Gene Ontology annotation, biological process: spermatogenesis. The transcript is spliced from 14 exons. Gene Ontology annotation, molecular function: RNA binding. NCBI's taxonomy places the organism in Eukaryota, Metazoa, Chordata, Mammalia, Artiodactyla, Cervidae. The record is from RefSeq and is a predicted model, not a curated record.